AUGACAGAAGAGAAUUACAGUAAUCCCGCAAGAAAGAAACUCAUCAAGAUUCUAAAGGAAUGCGCCGCCAAGGCUAUUUCCGACGAAGAUCCUUGGGGCAAACAUGAGAUUGAAAAGAUUCCAGCCGAACUUGUAAUCAGACAUCUGUUUCAACCAUUGACCAAAACCUGGACUAUGGAAGAGACCAUUGUCAAGCAGGAGAAUGUACCUUUCACUAAUGGGGCCAUGCGAUUUUGCUAUCGAAUGAAAAAGCUGGCAACACCACCGGCAUCCGCAUCCAAUCAUCGGUUUCAUGAUCACGGCUGGAAGAAGGCUCUCAAUUAUGUCAGCAAAGCCUAUCAAGUGGACGGAAAGAUUGAUACUUCGGAAGAUGCCAAGAAUGCUGUUCGAAAUGAUAUUCUACUGCAGUAUGAAGCAUCUCAUUGGGCCAAACUAUUCAACGAGAAGGAUCCUCCAAAGAAGAUUAAUUUUAUUCGAGCCUAUGCCUUGGAAUUCCCGAACAGAGAGGGCAAACCUUGGUUUGCAGUGGAGCGAUACAUUGCCGGAACGGAUGACUAUGGUGUUGGGUUCUUCAAGCAUAAUACAAACUCUGGCUUUGUCGAUGAAGACUUGCACCGAGUGACACCUCAGGUCUUUUCGGCGUACAGCUUUUACGAAUCGUCGGGGACACGACUUGUGGCAGACAUUCAAGGUGUCGGCGAUCUCUAUACUGAUCCCCAGGUGCUUUCCAACGAUUAUAGAUUUGGUGAUGGCGAUCUUGGGCCAAGAGGUAUGGCCCUCUUCUUCGCUACCUUUCGACACAAUACUCUUGCUGAAAGUCUAGGUAUUCCUGUAUUUCCUCUGUCAAAGAACGAGUUGGAACAUCAAGCUAAGUAUGAGGAUGAUGUCUAUUCCUUGUCAGGCGAUGGCUCGUCGUUUCAGGAAAUGCUUAAAGGACUGGACAAGUUUGCUGCCAUGGAUGCCAAUCGAAACCGGCGGCAAUCCGUGUUCAUGAUACCACCCGUUCAAAUUAAUCAACAAGAAGAAGAUGCUAAUACAGAGACCCGCUCCAACAUGACCAAGCGAGACCAGAUCCGAAAGUCGCUCACUGUUACAAGGAUAUCUAAACCAGUAUUUGCUAGAAAAGGAAAAGAAAUGGACGAAGUCAAGUAUUGCUUGGAUCUGGCCAAGAAAGAUUUCAAAUUUGAUAGCAAGGCCUAUCACCGAAAGGCAUCGGGUGAAAUGAUCAAGCGCAAGGCAACUCCGGCUCGCCCAAGUCUCAUGAUCCGACAUGUGUCCGAUAUGAUGGAGGUAGAUGACGAAACCAAAUUGAAUUUAGGAAAAGUGCACUAUCAGCUGGCGGUUCUUCACGGAAUGAACCGCUUCCCCGAUGUAGUCCCCGUUGGUCCAGAUGAAACCAAAGCUGAUGUCGCUCCACACGAUGCCUUUUCUGUCUUGUUUCAUUUGGCGCAUGCCGCCAGUUUGGGAUCGGUCGCUGCAUGCCUUUCUCUUGGUCGCUUGCAUGCUGGUUUGGGAACUUCGGUCUCCGAACUUUUAGACACGGUGGUCCCAAUUGAUUUUGAUGCGGCCAAGGACUUGUUUCGCAGAUGCAUGGCGUCCAAAUUUCCACCCGCGUCUCCCAAGGCAGCUGCAGGUUGCCUACUCUAUCAAAUGUACUUGGACGAUCGCGAGUCACAGGACUAUGUCGACGGGGAAGACACCUUUGGAGUUGAAGUCGUUUCCGAUAUCACAUUGGCGCAGCUAUUGGAAGACAUUCUCUCUUUGAUCGAAGAGACUGACAAGGAGUCAGCGGAAGCAGCAAAACACACCAACGUCAGGGAAGAAGCCGCUCGCCAAUUCAAGGUGGGAGAUAGAGUGGAAGGAAAUUAUUUUUUGGAAGGAUCGUUCUACCCAGGCGAUGUGACAGCUAUUUCAGAAGACGGAAAGGUGGUAGAAAUCUGCUACGACGAUGACGGCUCCAAGGAGUCAUUGACACUCGAAAAUGUGCGGCUCAUCAUCCCACCCACAGCGACCCAAACGGUGAUGGGCGGACCACUUUCGGACGAAGAAGCACUUGGUUCGGAAAAUACUGAUGAAAAAUGUGUUGUGGAAACCUACGAACUCAAGGGAGAACUGGCUGCUCUCAAACUCAAAUUGGGAUCCAAAGACGCAGCCGCAGCACUUUAUGAAGACGCGUCGAAUGAUGCCAUGAAUGCUGGCAAAAUGAAGAAAGCCAGUGAAUGGAGUCUGAAAGCAGCCGAACUAAUGGAGUAA
Molecule: messenger RNA, 2253 nt
Organism: Cylindrotheca closterium
Lineage: Eukaryota; Bacillariophyta; Bacillariophyceae; Bacillariales; Bacillariaceae
Source: the annotation of a GenBank genome assembly